AUGUAUCACAAAGAAAAGAGCAUCCAGAUCAAAAACAGCGCUUCUGCGCUCUACAACAACCUCGGCGUGUUGCGCAUUGCCCCGCGACGCCUCACUUACUUCACGGUGGUCCAUGCCAAUGUGGUCAACAUGGUCAGCGCGUCUUGGGACGGCCUUAACUACUCCCACCGUCAGCUGCAGUCCAAGGAGCCAAAUGUCGCCACGAGCACAUCGCUCAUCAUGCAGGCUGCGUUUUGUGGUCUGCCCUCUCGUGAUCUGCUGGUGGUGACCUCUCAGAAAGGCAUCCAGAUGUAUGAAUCUGAUGGCUCCAUCAUGGUGUACUGGCAUGCACUGGAUACUCCGGAAACACCUACAGGUAAUGCACUCACUGAACUUACUUAUAUUGCAGCUCAAGCCGUGUUUGCUCGAGGGAUAUCAGCAGUGUGGGAGAAUUAUAUAUGUGUGGGUGUGUCAUCUGGUGCAAUUCUAGUAUUUGAUGUUCCCAGUAAAGGCAGUAAUAUCACCCUGUCUGAGGUCCUGGAGGAGCACAAAGACUCUAUCACUGACAUGGCCUCAGAAUGUUCUGGCAGCCAGGAGUGCAUAGCUGAUCUGGUCAGUGCAGAUGAUAGUGGCAGCCUGUGUGUGUGGAAGUCAGGGGAAGAUUUUCAGCUGCUUAACAAGAUCCCUGGCUUUGAUAUGAGCUGCUCAUCUGUCAAGCUGUGGAAAGGUACGGUGGUGGCAGGUUACGGAACAGGUCAGAUCCGUCUUUAUGAGGCAGUGACGGGAAUUCUGCAUGCUGAGGUUAACGCCCACGCCCGCUGGAUCUACUCGCUGGACAUUGCACCUUUCUCUGGACUGCUACUGUCGGCUGCUGAGGACUCUAUAGUCAGGGUGUGGCACCUGACUGUAACCCCAGAGACCAACAAUGUGGAGGUUGCCCAUUUGCACAAUGAGUGUGUGACAGACACACAAAUCUGUGGCGCCAAGUUCUGUGACGGUGAUGGUUAUGCCUUUGCAGUGACAGGCUAUGACCUGGGUGAGAUUAUCCGCUACACCCAGUCGUAGGUCAUUACUUUCAUUAAGGCUGACUGUCUGAAUAUAAAGUUGAUAUUAUUGGGGUGUUUCUGAAAAGAUCAUGUGAUGCAGUGAGUCAAGAGUGGUCAGGUUAGGUUCAGGCUGAGAUUAUUUAAUGAUAAAAUGUAUUUUACAUCAUCCCUUAUGGGAAGAGCAUUUCCUUCCGUGGCAUUUCUGUCUCUAUACAAGGGUUAGAGGCAGGUUAGCAUAAAACAUAACAAUGUGAAAGUAAUGUGUUAAAUUGUUUUAUAAGUAUUUGAAGUACAGAUGUUUAUAUGUAUGUGAAUGUAGC
Molecule: messenger RNA, 1345 nt
Organism: Scomber japonicus (chub mackerel)
Lineage: Eukaryota; Metazoa; Chordata; Actinopteri; Scombriformes; Scombridae
Gene: wdr54
Product: WD repeat domain 54
Exons: 9
Coding region: 1-1044 (347 amino acids)
Biological process (GO): cilium assembly
Cellular component (GO): centriole; ciliary basal body
Molecular function (GO): protein binding
Source: RefSeq, a predicted model, not a curated record